ACGAUAUCCAAAUAUGUGGCUGCCGCACGGCGCCUUAUCUUCUCCUAACAACAACUACUCGGGUUGCGUUGCGCUGCGCUUCUCAUCAUUCUCCACUCAGUACUAUCGUCUCCAAAUCCACACGCCAUGGCUUCCUCCUCCACUCUCUCCCCAAUCACCCCAUCACAGCUGUGCUCCAGCAAGAAUGGCGUGUGCUCGGCUUCCCAGGUUCUGUUUCCUAGGGUCCACGUGGCCGGCAAGGAUAGGCGGAUGAGAGUGAGGUGCAUGGCCACCAGUAUUCCGGCCGAUCGGGUCCCGGACAUGGAAAAGCGUCAGCUCUUGAACCUGCUUCUGCUCGGCGCCAUUUCUCUUCCCUCUGCCGGCAUGCUCGUUCCCUAUGCCGCCUUCUUCGUCCCACCUGGUUCGGGAGGUGCUGGCGGUGGUUUAGUUGCCAAGGAUGCCUUAGGAAAUGAUAUAUUGGCAGAUGAAUGGCUGAAGAACCAUGGACCAGGUGACCGAACCCUUUCACAAGGACUGAAGGGUGAUCCUACCUACCUUGUUGUGGAGAAUGACAGAACUCUUGCAACCUACGGUAUCAAUGCUGUCUGCACCCACCUUGGUUGUGUUGUGCCAUGGAAUACUGCUGAGAAGAAGUUCAUCUGCCCCUGCCACGGAUCCCAGUACAACUAUCAAGGAAAAGUUGUUAGAGGACCCGCUCCUCUGUCGUUGGCGUUGGUUCACGCUGAUGUUGACGAUGGCAAGGUGGUGUUCGUCCCGUGGGUCGAAACUGAUUUCAGGACCGGUGAAGCUCCGUGGUGGGCUUAAGCUUCUUCUCACACAGCUUCUCUCAGAUAUCAUCAAGCUGAACUUCAGUUUGUCUCCAGCCAUUGCUUAGCAUCCCGCAGCAUCCGAGCUAAUAAAAAAUGGAGUUUGCGACUUGUAGCAGGAAAAAAUGCCUCAUUUGAACUGGGAAAUGACAAGCUUGAUCAACAUUUUCUGUAGUAAAAUCUGUAUAAUUUUCCAUUGUAUAUUAAUGAUAUUCUUAUGCCUUACCCUCAUGUAAUGCAUGAUCGAUACGGUGUGGUCUAAACAUUCUUAAUUUUGUGGGAAUGCAUGUGUUUACACAUUUAUUUUGUAA
Molecule: messenger RNA, 1117 nt
Organism: Diospyros lotus (date-plum)
Lineage: Eukaryota; Viridiplantae; Streptophyta; Magnoliopsida; Ericales; Ebenaceae
Product: cytochrome b6-f complex iron-sulfur subunit, chloroplastic
Exons: 5
Coding region: 127-804 (225 amino acids)
Cellular component (GO): plasma membrane
Molecular function (GO): 2 iron, 2 sulfur cluster binding
Source: RefSeq, a predicted model, not a curated record